Messenger RNA from Rubroshorea leprosula, 1706 nucleotides. NCBI's taxonomy places the organism in Eukaryota, Viridiplantae, Streptophyta, Magnoliopsida, Malvales, Dipterocarpaceae. The record is from the annotation of a GenBank genome assembly.
AAGAUUUUGUUUAGGGAACCAAGCUCCCGGUUAUGCAAUCUUUUGUUUAGUACAUUGGGAGUAGUAGUUCUAGGGAUUGGAGAUUAAUAUAUUUUCUAGUUAAACCUUGUGUUUACUUCUGUUAUGAGCUGGGUAUGGCGUCCUACCUUUAACAACGCGUGCGCAUGGUUUCAUGUUACAUGUGACUAUCAUAGUAGUGUAACUCGAGUUGAUCUUGGAAGUGCAUCUUUAUCUGGGCAACUAGUUCCACAGCUAGGACAGCUUAAGAAUUUGCAGUACUUGGAACUCUUCAAUAACAAUAUAAGUGGACCAAUUCCUAGUGAACUCGGAAAUUUGACAAACUUGGUCAGCUUGGAUCUUUAUUUGAAUAGUUUUACAGGUUCUAUUCCAGAGUCACUGGGGAAGCUGUCUAAGUUGCGGUACCUUCGGCUUAACAACAACAACUUGACGGGUCCCAUUCCAAUAUCGUUGACCAAUAUCUUGUCGCUUCAAGUAUUGGAUCUGUCUAAUAAUCGCCUUUCUGGAGAGGUUCCAGACAAUGGCUCCUUUUUACUGUUCCGUCGCGACAGUUUUGCUAAUAACUUGGACCUAUGUGGCCCUGUUACUGGGCGCCCUUGCCCAGCCCCAAUUUCUUCUUCAGGUGAAGGUAGUGCCACUGGUGCAAUUGUUGGAGCAAUCUCUGGUGGUGCUGCCUUGCUUUUUAUUGUCCUAGCAAUUGCAUUUGCAUUCAAAUCAAAAGAAAGUCUAAAAUUUAAGAUCCCUAGGUGGGAUGAGUGGCAAAAGGUGGAAAUUCUUCAGCAAGAGGUCAAACUCGCCUCUCACCCUAAUACUAACUGGAUCAUUGACUCAACAGAAAAUCUACAUGCAAUUGAGUUAUCUGGUCCGAGUCCAUUAAACUCUCUGCUACUAGCCGCUGAAGCCAGGGAUCCCGCAUCCGAUCAAGUCUUUGACCAGUCGCCGGCAGGCCAGCCGGGCCGUGAGCGCGGUGGAACGGGCUUCCCAAAAAGCCAGCCCCGAUUUCAUUCCCAUUUCGAUUCCAAGAGCUCCUCCACAAGCUAUUUCCGAUUUUAAUUCCAAUUUCUCUGAAGUUCCAAUUGAAGGUUCUCCUCGAUUUCAUUCUCAUUUCUGAUUGCAUGUUCAAUAAAAUGCAGUUUUUUUGAUUGGGGGCAUUCAGCCCAGGCUCGGUGUUGCUCUCUGGUAAUUUUACUGGACUCCGGUGACGGCGUAGACAUUGUCCAGCAACCUCUGCAACUUCGAUCUCCCUCUCUCUUUCGAUUAUUGAAGAAGGUUCUUCUCGCUGGUAAACAGCACUCUUCAUUGGAAUUGAUUUCAUCCUUCCACAGCUGUCAACAUUGGAAAGGGUCAACAAGGAGUGCCAACCUUUCCAGAUGCAUCUUAAUUAAAGUAAUGAUGCUACUGGUGGCAGCAAUGUAGAGCAUUUAUAUAUGAAAAUUUCAAGGCUGCAGUGACUUUAAGUGUCAGUAGCAAAAAUGUCAGUUUCUAGUUAUUUUGUGUUUGAAUAUGGCAACUUAAGCUUUUGAAUGCUUUUAGACAUGGUUGUAUGCUAUUUAGAUAUCAUUUUCUAUCAUUUUUUGGGGAUAGCAUUUAGUGUAUUUUGUUUUUGGGACUUAAACAUUUGGAUAUUAUUGUUAUAAUUUCGCUAGAUAUGAAAAAAAUUAGGCAUUUAAUAAUAUGUCAAUCUUUUG